UUCAUUUAUUUAUUUACUUAACGGCCGGCCCCCUUCCAGAGAGCUCCAACAAAAACCGUCGCUCACGCACUUAACCAUCGUCUCACUCAACUGUUUUUUCUCCAUCUCCCUGCUCGCCCUAACCUCACUUUGUCGGCGGGAUAACCGCUGUCGUCCCCUCCCCCCUCCCAAAUGCUGCUCUUCCUUCACCACUGUAGUUUCCGGCUCAUUACAGCUUUGUUCUCUGCUGCAGCUUUGCUCCAGUGGUCCACGGCGGCGGCUCAGCUCCAACACCGUCUGCCGGAUCUACAUUGGCUUCCAGCCACUGCCACUUGGUACGGAAGCCCCGAGGGAGACGGUAGCGACGGUGGAGCAUGUGGGUAUGGUAAUUUAGUGGAUGUGAAACCUUUAAAGGCUAGAGUUGGGGCUGUGAGUCCAAUUUUGUUCAGAAAUGGUGAGGGUUGUGGAGCUUGUUACAAAGUGAAGUGUUUAGACCACAACAUUUGCUCUAGACGAGCAGUGACUAUAAUCGUCACCGACGAGUGCCCAGGUGGGUAUUGUUCCAAUGGCAAUACUCACUUCGAUCUCAGCGGCGCCGCCUUUGGCCGUAUGGCCAUUGCCGGAGAAGGUGGGCAGCUCAGGAACCGAGGGGAAAUCCCAGUAAUUUACCGACGAACUCCGUGUAAGUACCCAGGCAAGAACAUUGCCUUCCAUGUCAACGAAGGCUCGACAGAUUACUGGCUCUCACUGUUGGUUGAAUUCGAGGAUGGGGAUGGAGACAUCGGUGCAAUGCAAAUAAAAGAAAAAAAUUCAGGGGAGUGGCUGGAUAUGAACCAUCUAUGGGGAGCAAAUUGGUGCGUAAUUGGUGGGCCAUUAAAGGGCCCAUUCUCAGUGAGAUUAACAACAUUAUCUACAGGAAGAGCUCUCUCAGCAAGAGAUAUAAUCCCAAGGAAUUGGUCUCCAAAAGCCACUUACACUUCCCGCCUUAAUUUCUUCACUUAAUGAAAAAGAGAAAAUAGCAGCAGUUUUUUUUUUCUUUUUUUGUUUUUUUUUUUUGGAGGUUUGAGAAAAGAAAAGGCAUAUUACGAAGAAAAGCAUAUUUAGUUGCUUUUUGUUGUAUGCCUAAAGGGGAAGGGGAGGGGAAGUGUUAGUAGAAAAAGUAGCCGUUAUCCGUUAUCUUUAGUAGAAAAAAGUGACCGUUGGAGUGCGAAAUAGCAUCCAAUGAAUGAGUUGAGUGAGUGUGGUGUGGUGUGGUGUGGUGUGGUGUGUGUGGAAUAUUGAGAAUAUUGAUAUAGCAGCCCAGCCCUCUCCAAAAGUGGAGAGAGAGCGUGGGGGUGUGUUGAAGUGUGUUAUUUAAUUAUCAACUUGUCUCUUUACUUUGUUUAAUCUAACUUUUGGACUCUUAGUCAAACUAUGCUCAAUUAAAUAGAGAGGCCCAUACAGCUGGAUUUCAGAUCA
Molecule: messenger RNA, 1437 nt
Organism: Cucumis melo (muskmelon)
Lineage: Eukaryota; Viridiplantae; Streptophyta; Magnoliopsida; Cucurbitales; Cucurbitaceae
Product: expansin-B3
Exons: 4
Coding region: 172-981 (269 amino acids)
Biological process (GO): sexual reproduction
Cellular component (GO): extracellular region; plasmodesma
Source: RefSeq, a predicted model, not a curated record